This is a messenger RNA of Gorilla gorilla gorilla (western lowland gorilla), 4779 nucleotides long. It is a transcript of the gene DGKQ, whose product is annotated as diacylglycerol kinase theta. Gene Ontology annotation, molecular function: ATP-dependent diacylglycerol kinase activity. The transcript is spliced from 23 exons. The record is from RefSeq and is a predicted model, not a curated record. Gene Ontology annotation, cellular component: membrane. NCBI's taxonomy places the organism in Eukaryota, Metazoa, Chordata, Mammalia, Primates, Hominidae. The coding region runs from base 102 to 3047 and encodes 981 amino acids. Gene Ontology annotation, biological process: phospholipase C-activating G protein-coupled receptor signaling pathway.
GCAGGCGCAGUCGGAAGCCGGGCUGCGCGGCGCGGCAGUGUAGCGGCGGCUCCUGUACCCCCAGCGCGGACCUAAAGGGGCUCGGGCCGCUCGGGCCGGGAAUGGCGGCGGCGGCCGAGCCCGGGGCCCGCGCCUGGCUGGGCGGCGGCUCCCCGCGCCCCGGCAGCCCGGCCUGCAGCCCCGUGCUGGGCUCAGGAGGCCGCGCGCGCCCGGGGCCGGGGCCGGGGCCGGGGCCGGGGCCGGGGCCGGGACCCGAGCGGGUGGGCGCCAGAGCCCCGGGCCCCGCUGCCGCGCCGGGACACAACUUCCGGAAGGUGACGCUCACCAAGCCCACCUUCUGCCACCUCUGCUCCGACUUCAUCUGGGGGCUGGCCGGCUUCCUGUGCGACGUCUGCAAUUUCAUGUCUCAUGAGAAGUGCCUGAAGCACGUGAGGAUCCCAUGCACGAGUGUGGCCCCCAGCCUGGUCCGGGUUCCUGUAGCCCACUGCUUCGGCUCCCGGGGGCUCCACAAGCGCAAGUUCUGUGCUGUCUGCCGCAAGGUCCUGGAGGCGCCGGCGCUCCACUGCGAAGUGUGUGAGCUGCACCUCCACCCCGACUGUGUGCCCUUCGCCUGCAGUGACUGCCGCCAGUGCCACCAGGAUGGGCACCAGGACCACGACACCCAUCACCACCACUGGCGGGAGGGGAACCUGCCCUCGGGAGCGCGCUGCGAGGUCUGCAGGAAGACGUGCGGCUCCUCUGACGUGCUGGCCGGCGUGCGCUGCGAGUGGUGCGGGGUCCAGGCGCACUCCGUCUGCUCUGCGGCGCUGGCUCCCGAGUGUGGCUUCGGGCGUCUGCGCUCCCUGGUCCUGCCCCCCGCGUGCGUGCGCCUUCUGCCCGGCGGCUUCAGCAAGACGCAGAGCUUCCGCAUCGUGGAGGCCGCGGAGCCGGGCGAGGGGGGCGACGGCGCCGAUGGGAGCGCUGCCGUGGGUCCAGGCAGAGAGACACAGGCAACUCCGGAGUCCGGGAAGCAAACGCUGAAGAUCUUUGAUGGCGACGACGCGGUGAGGAGAAGCCAGUUCCGCCUCAUCACGGUGUCCCGCCUGGCCGGUGCCGAGGAGGUGCUGGAGGCCGCACUGCGGGCCCACCACAUCCCCGAGGACCCUGGCCACCUGGAGCUGUGCCGGCUGCCCCCUUCCUCUCAGGCCUGUGACGCCUGGGCUGGGGGCAAGGCCGGGAGUGCUGUGAUCUCGGAGGAGGGCAGAAGCCCCGGGUCCGGCGAGGCCACGCCAGAGGCCUGGGUCAUCCGGGCUCUGCCGCGGGCCCAGGAGGUCCUGAAGAUCUACCCUGGCUGGCUCAAGGUGGGCGUGGCCUACGUGUCCGUGCGAGUGACCCCAAAGAGCACGGCCCGCUCUGUGGUGCUGGAGGUCCUGCCGCUGCUCGGCCGCCAGGCCGAGGGUCCCGAGAGCUUCCAGCUGGUGGAGGUGGCGAUGGGCUGCAGGCAGGCUCCACCCUGCAUCCCCACGGGCCCUGGGGGCUCAGGGCAGCUGCUUCCGAGGUGGGCGAGGAGCUGGGUGCUGACGGCCUGUGCCCUCACCUCUGCAGUCCAGCGGACGAUGCUGAUGGAUGAACAGCUCUUGCUGGACCGGCUACAGGACAUCCGGCAGAUGUCCGUGCGGCAGGUGAGCCAGACGCGGUUCUACGUGGCAGAGAGCAGGGAUGUAGCCCCGCACGUCUCCCUGUUUGUUGGCGGCCUGCCUCCCGGCCUGUCUCCCGAGGAGUACAGCAGCCUGCUGCAUGAGGCCGUGGCUACCAAAGCCACCGUGGUGUCCGUGAGUCAUGUCUACUCCUCCCAAGGCGCGGUAGUGUUGGACGUUGCCUGCUUUGCGGAGGCCGAGCGGCUGUACAUGCUGCUGAAGGACAUGGCUGUGCGGGGCCGGCUGCUCACUGCCCUGGUGCUCCCCGACCUCCUGCACGCGAAGCUGCCCCCAGAUAGCUGUCCCCUCCUUGUGUUCGUGAACCCCAAGAGUGGAGGCCUCAAGGGCCGAGACCUGCUCUGCAGCUUCCGGAAGCUACUGAACCCUCAUCAGGUCUUCGACCUGACCAACGGGGGUCCUCUUCCUGGGCUCCACCUGUUCUCCCAGGUGCCCUGCUUCCGGGUGCUGGUGUGUGGUGGCGAUGGCACUGUGGGCUGGGUGCUUGGCGCCCUGGAGGAGACACGGUACCGACUGGCCUGCCCGGAGCCUUCUGUGGCCAUCCUGCCCCUGGGCACAGGGAAUGACCUUGGUCGAGUCCUCCGCUGGGGGGCGGGCUACAGCGGCGAGGACCCGUUCUCCGUACUGCUGUCUGUGGACGAGGCCGACGCCGUGCUCAUGGACCGCUGGACCAUCCUGCUGGAUGCCCACGAGGCUGGCAGUGCAGAGAACGGCACAGCAGACGCAGAGCCCCCCAAGAUCGUGCAGAUGAGUAAUUACUGUGGCAUUGGCAUCGACGCGGAGCUGAGCCUGGACUUCCACCAGGCACGGGAAGAGGAGCCUGGCAAGUUCACAAGCAGGCUGCACAACAAGGGUGUGUACGUACGGGUGGGGCUGCAGAAGAUCAGUCACUCUCGGAGCCUGCACAAGCAGAUCCGGCUGCAGGUGGAGCGGCAAGAGGUGGAGCUGCCCAGCAUUGAAGGCCUCAUCUUCAUCAACAUCCCCAGCUGGGGCUCGGGGGCCGACCUGUGGGGCUCCGACAGCGACGCCAGGUUUGAGAAGCCGCGCAUGGACGACGGGCUGCUGGAGGUGGUGGGCGUGACGGGCGUCGUGCACAUGGGCCAGGUCCAGGGUGGGCUGCGCUCUGGAAUCCGGAUUGCCCAGGGUUCCUACUUCCGAGUCACGCUCCUCAAGGCCACCCCGGUGCAGGUGGACGGGGAGCCCUGGGUCCAGGCCCCGGGGCACAUGAUCAUCUCAGCUGCUGGCCCUAAGGUGCACAUGCUGAGGAAGGCCAAGCAGAAGCCGAGGAGGGCCGGGACCACCAGGGAUGCCCGGGCGGAUGCUGCGCCUGCCCCUGAGGGCGAUCCUAGGUAGGGGUGGCUGGGGCAGCCCAAGGGCUCGAGCCGUCUCUGCCCCCGCCAGCCUUGUUUUCAGGUGGUCUGGAGGCAGCUCCACGUCCACACGGUGGCCGGCCCUGUGGUCGGACCUGGCUACAGCCCUGACCGCAGCAUCUUCCCAGUGACGGAGCGGGACCAGCCCUCAUCCCAUUGGUGACACACGUUGGUGUCACAGCCCUCAUCCCACUGGAGACUGGCGUGCGGGUGGCAGUGUUUCCCCGUGUCCUGGGUGGGCGCAGGGCUCUGGAUGGCGAGCCCUCUGCCCUGUGGGGGCCUGGUCCUCUCCUCAGGGGUGGGCACCCAUCCCUCUCCCCACUGAGCCCCUUGAGCUGGACAGUGCUGGAUGCAGGCCAUCCAGGUGGGUCUGACCUCACUUUGUGCCCCUCGGGCCGUACCCCUGGCCAGUCCUUCAGAGCAGCAGGCUCCCUGGUGUGUCCCUGCCCCAGCAGACACAGGCUGCCAGUCCCUCCUGCCUCACCUCCCCUCCCCGGGCAGCAGAUGUGGGCAGCGUGUGAGGCUGCCGGGUGGUGGUGACUGGUGACUUCUUUGUGUUCGGAGAAGGGAGAAGGUGCCUUCCCUUGUUUUCUGGCCUUGUUAUAUACAGAUGGCAGCUUGGACCUCAGGUACAGCUCCAGGGGCAGGCAGUGCCCAGCUGGACCUGGUGGCCCUUUCCUAGUGCCUCUGCUGGGGGAGGAGAACCUCUGUCCACGUGGAGGCUAGGAGGUCUCAGGUGCUGCCCUGGCAGCACCAGAGUGUGGGCCGGGCCCGAGUGUCUGCCCCUCGGCCCUCAGGGUGGUGCAUUUAGCACCCAGAAGGGACCAAAAGCAGGGCAUGGCGGUGCAGAGGAGUUUGGGAGGUGUAAACAGCCCCAUGCAUGUGGAGGAGGAGCUGGCUUUCAGCCCCAGACCCCACGCUAGCACUUUCCACGCUGCUUGCCCGCUGUUGAUGUGCAGUUCCCAGUGCCUGUGUGAGCCGACAUCUGCUCAGUCCCAUCCCUCGUCAGCGUGUGGAGACCCAGCUCCUGCAGCGCCCCUGCUCCCAUGCCCCCAGACAGCUUGGUGGAGGGUCCUGCAUCUGGGCCAGGCUGGGGUGCACCCAGCCAAAGACAAAGCUGCCUCCACGUGCCCCAGGAUUCAGAUGGCGCACUGGCCCCGGGAGGAGUCUGACCAAAAAUGGAGCCCACUCUGUGGGAAGCCCCGACUCCCCCCACGAGAAACGGUCCCAUAGUGCGGAUCUCCCCCUUCCCUCGUGGGGCACAGCUGGCCUGGGCCUCCGAUUCUGCGGAGCUUUCCUGGGUGUGGCUUUGACCUCAGAAGUGGCUCUGGUUUGGCCUCAGGAGUGUGUGGCCUGGCCCAGCCUGCUGCAGCCUCCUGGGGGGCCCUUGAUGCCACUAAUCUCCCGACCCCCCGCUUCUGCCAAAACUGCACAGACACACGCAUUGUAAGGCUGCUUGUGGCCUCCAGCGUGCACUCUUGUUUACGUCAUUGUCAUCUUCAACACCAGUCCUUCGUGAUUACUUUUGCGUCGCGAGCCCUGGUGUGGACUGUGGUCUGUAUGAAUCAUGUGUAACUGUGGUGAGGGGCUUGUCCUGUAUGUGAGUCUGUACCCAGGUGGGGUCUGUGCCCUGCACACCGGGCCCCUCUAUUUAUCGCUGCCUGAAUGCAACAGUAAUUUAUAUCCAGGACAAAUACAGUCUGGGCGUCACUAUC